Charadrius vociferus (killdeer) is the source of this 564-nucleotide messenger RNA. RefSeq names its product gastrulation brain homeobox 2 (gene GBX2). Lineage: Eukaryota; Metazoa; Chordata; Aves; Charadriiformes; Charadriidae. Gene Ontology annotation, cellular component: nucleus. The record is from RefSeq and is a predicted model, not a curated record. Gene Ontology annotation, molecular function: DNA-binding transcription factor activity, RNA polymerase II-specific; RNA polymerase II transcription regulatory region sequence-specific DNA binding. Gene Ontology annotation, biological process: regulation of transcription by RNA polymerase II; regulation of nervous system development. Bases 1 to 564 code for a protein of 187 amino acids. The transcript is spliced from 2 exons.
AUGCCUGCUAAACAGAACACAGCCUCUGCUUCGCUUCCAGCCGGGGCUCUCCGGGGCCAGGGGAAGGAGGACCCCAAAGCAGAAGAGGACGCGAAAGGCAAAGAGGAAAGUUUCUCCAUGGACAGCGAUCUAGACUAUAGCUCAGACGACAACAUCCCCGGCCAGGCGGCUCAUAAGGAAGAGGACUCUGGCAACGCACUGGAGGAAAACCCCCAAAAUCCCCCCAAUUCCACCAACACCACAUCCACGGGCAAAAACCGGCGAAGGCGAACAGCCUUCACCAGCGAGCAGCUGCUGGAGCUGGAAAAGGAGUUUCACUGCAAAAAGUACCUGUCCCUGACGGAGAGGUCCCAGAUCGCUCACGCUCUCAAAUUGAGCGAGGUGCAGGUGAAAAUCUGGUUCCAGAACAGACGGGCUAAAUGGAAACGGGUCAAGGCGGGCAAUGCCAACUCCAAGACAGGGGAGCCGUCCCGAAACCCUAAGAUCGUGGUACCCAUCCCGGUGCACGUCAGCAGGUUUGCGAUCAGGAGUCAGCACCAGCAGCUGGAGCAAGCCCGACCCUGA